AGAACGGUGGCUGUCAUUCAAGAGUGAGUAGGUAGGAUAGAAUUUAUGUCAUUUUGGGAGGAGGUGACGUGACCGCCAUUGUUUCGAUUCUUUUCUUUUACAUCUUGGAACGUGGCCUUAAUAAUUUACGUUUUUUAAGGAAGUUAUAAUCAUUAUCUUUAAUUACAGAAAGAACUUUAAAGAAAUCUUACGACCCCUUGAGAUUGCUGCAUUUUUGUAAUAGUAUGUCAACAAUGAACCCAGAAUACGAUUAUUUGUUCAAACUCCUCCUAAUUGGAGAUUCCGGAGUUGGAAAAUCAUGUCUUCUCUUAAGAUUUGCUGACGACACUUACACUGAGAGUUAUAUAAGUACUAUUGGAGUGGACUUCAAAAUUCGGACAAUUGAACUCGAUGGUAAAACGAUAAAAUUACAAAUUUGGGAUACGGCGGGACAGGAGCGAUUUAGGACAAUAACUAGUUCUUACUAUCGGGGUGCCCAUGGUAUAAUUGUCGUUUAUGACUGUACGGAUCAAGAAACAUUCAAUAACGUUAAGCAGUGGCUCGAAGAAAUUGAACGUUAUGCCUGUGAUAAUGUAAACAAGCUUUUGGUCGGAAACAAAAGUGAUUUGCACACUAAGAAAGUUAUUGAAUUUGCAACAGCGAAGGAUUACGCAGAACAACUUGGCAUUCCGUUCCUGGAAACAUCCGCAAAAAAUGCCAUGAACGUAGAGCAAGCUUUCAUGACAAUGGCAGCAGAAAUUAAACAGCGAGUCGGUCCACCUUCAAGCGCUGUCAGCGAUACGGCAAGCAAACUUAAACUUGAUCAAGGUCGUUCUGUUGAAACUUCUGGAAUUCAAGGCUCGAAAUCUGGAUGCUGCUGAAACGCAAAUUUAUGUAUUAUGAUAAGAAGUAACAUCGUGAAACAUCAACGUUUUUGUAUGAAAUAUAUGCGUUUGAGAAGCGUUACAUUAAAAUCGACUAAAAAUGUCCGAUGCCGAAAAACACAAACAUCAACAAGGACCAUCAGUUUCUUAGUUGUACACAUUUUUUGUCCUUUCGAAAAUUUUUUGUAGUGGAGGAAGAAUGUAACUAUUAUAAUUAUAAUUAUUAUUAUUAUUAUAUCGCGUCUUGAUAUAGUACUGCUCUCCGGUCAUUUUCUAAAUUAGAAGCUGACCAGUUACGAGUGUGCGUUUAGGGACAAUUGUAGUUUAAUGAAUAAUUGAAAUUGUGUAUAAUUGUCAUGCGCGAGAUAACAGCAUCUCAAUUUCUUAGAAUAGGAAGAAAGUUAUGUAAUUAAAAUAUUUCUGUCCUAUUUGCUGUGAGGCUCACACAUGCGCUAUAUUAUUUUAUACUUAUCAUUAUUUGAGAAAAUAUCCUUUUUAUAUACGGUUUAUAAUUCUAUGAGAUUCAAUGAUUCUAUAUUGCUUUUUAAGUUUUGAUUUAUCAUUAAUUAUUAUUGAUGAUCUUUCAUUAAAUAGUUAUUGUGUAGUGUGAACCUCAAGGCACUUGCAAUAUUAAGCUAUUUAAGAAAUUGAAAAUCUUUGUAUGAAUUAAUCAUUAAUUAAGAACGUGUCAAAAGAUUUAUUCUCAAAAUUUGCUUCAAUCUAUUGCGUACAGAAUAUGAUUUUAGAAAACCUUUUUUUCUUUUAAAAAACAGUUCACGUAUCUAAUUUAAUAACCGAGUUCAAUUAUUUUUUAAAAAAUGUUUUAAUUACUACAGUUUACCUAUAAUUGUGUUUUAUCCAAGAAGGCUACACGGAGAGAAAAACAAGGCUUUUCCCCAUGAAAAAAUAUGCAUUUAACGCGUAAAAAUUAUCACAGUAAAAAUGCAGGACGCUCACGGGUUUUCCCUGUGAGAUUUUUGCAACGAGCUAAGGCCAAUAAGGGCUAAGGCAUGGCCUAACCGCUAAACGCAAGAAAUUCAUCGGGAAAUCCGGUGAAACUGCUACCUGAAAAAGGCAUGAAUUGAAGUAACGGGGAAAAGCCUUGUUUUUUCUCUCCGUGUAGACACAGGAGGUGAAACUUCGGUAGUGGGGAUGAGUCAAGACCCUUUCUUUAACCAGGUGUUUUUCGUUUCGAGAAGCCGUCGGCGCGGUGCUUCUGCACAUCACUCACACAUUCAAAUUCUUCUAUUGAUUAUUAAAUUAAGUGUUAUUCAAAUAGUUGAAAAUUCCGAAAAUGUGCUGUGUGAAAAGAUGUAACAAGAAGAAAGAUAAACACAACACUAUGACUAUUACUUUUUGUUAACUUUUAAUACACUUCAUGCUACAGUUUACACAUUUUUUUGUUUUUAAAACGUUUUUUUAAUAACUAAAAGAUGUUUGAAAAUAUAAACACUUAUAUUUCAUAUUAUAUUUUUAUAGAAUAUAUUUUCCCGUGUUUACGUGUGUUAGAUGCGCACAAGUCCAUGUGGUCUAUUGCGGCGAAAACUUUUUUUGAAAGUAAACGCCUGACCAUAAACCAGCUGAGCGACUCAGCAUUGGCAUACCCUCACUACCGAAGUUUAACCUCCUGUCUCUAGUCUUCUUGGUUUUAUCUUAUUGAAUUUGAAACCUACAAAUAUUUUCAAAAUUUAUGAUUAAUUUUCUCAUGAAAAAGAAAUUGAAACGAAAGAAAAAUCAAUUUAAAUUUGAAAUAUUAAUUUUAAAUAAAAGAAAUUUAAUUUUUGUAAUUAAACAUGUAAAGAAUUAGAAAUAACUCAUGACACUGAUUUCGUGAGAAAUAUUUUACAUCUCUAUAAACAUAAAUACCUUUGGAAUGGUAAUCUUUUGUAUUUAUAAUUAUUUUUUAAAUAAUAAUUCUUCUUCACUUUUUUCAUGACAGAAUUGAAAUAUUUUUUAUUAUAAACUUUUUUUAAUAAAUUUUCUUUUUUAAUUUAUGAAUGGGACAUAUAAAAACUAGUUUGCAAUGGGUUUUUUAUGACGUGCCCUUGAUGUAUGUGAAACUGCGAUCUCUUGUAGAAGACAGUAUACUUUCUUGUAUUACAGUAUGGUAAUAUAGUACACAUUAAUAAAAUUAAUAAAGCAAGUGAACAAUUCAAGUCAUGUA
Leptopilina heterotoma is the source of this 3027-nucleotide messenger RNA. RefSeq names its product ras-related protein Rab-1A (gene Rab1). The coding region runs from base 225 to 860 and encodes 211 amino acids. The record is from RefSeq and is a predicted model, not a curated record. Lineage: Eukaryota; Metazoa; Arthropoda; Insecta; Hymenoptera; Figitidae. Gene Ontology annotation, molecular function: GTPase activity; GTP binding. The transcript is spliced from 4 exons.